Molecule: messenger RNA, 4934 nt
Organism: Cuculus canorus (common cuckoo)
Lineage: Eukaryota; Metazoa; Chordata; Aves; Cuculiformes; Cuculidae
Gene: KLHL36
Product: kelch like family member 36
Exons: 5
Coding region: 293-2140 (615 amino acids)
Molecular function (GO): cullin family protein binding
Source: RefSeq, a predicted model, not a curated record
AAUAGCGCCUGCCCCCCGACAAUAGCGCCUGCCCCCCGGCCGGGGCUCGCCGUGAUGCAAUAGCGCCGGGAGGGGGGAUGCGAAGCCCCGGGCAGGGGCGCUCGGUGAUGUCCGGCUCGGUUGCUGAUGUUAUCCCAACCCCCUCGGUGUUCUUCCAGCCCCGGAGGAGGAAGGAGGGAAAAGGGAUGCGCAAGAUGGAGCGACCGCUGGCUGCGCGGAGGGGCCGGGAGCCGGGCCGGGCGCACGGCAGGUAGCGGAGCAGGAGGGCAGAAGCGCUGCGGAUCGGGCGGUGAUGGAGGGAACGAGGCAGAGCAGGAUCUGUCGUCCGCACAAGAUAAGUGAAUCCUCAAAGGUGUACAGGUGGGAUGACCACUCUAGUCUAGUUCUUCAGAGCCUGAAUGAGCAGAGACACCGAGGCCUGUUCUGUGACAUUGUCCUUGUGGUGGAUGAACAGAGAGUUCCUGCUCAUCGGAACCUUCUUGCUGUUUGCAGUGACUACUUCAACUCUAUGUUCACCAUCGGUAUGCGAGAAGCCCACCAAAAAGAGGUUGAACUUUUUGGAGCCUCUUAUAUUGGUCUGAAGGCCGUGGUGGAUUUCCUUUAUGGCAGCGAGCUGUCUUUAGAUGGGGGCAAUAUUGACUAUGUGCUUGAAACAGCUCACCUGCUGCAGAUCUGGAAGGUGGUCGACUUCUGUUGUGAGUAUCUGGAGAAUGAAGUCAGCGAGGAGAACUAUUUGUACCUGCAGGAGCUAGCCUCGAUUUACAACCUGAAGCGCCUUGACUCCUACAUUGAUUCUUUCAUCUUGCAGAACUUUGGCACGCUGUCUUUCACCCCAGACUUCCUGCAGAACAUUUCCUUGCAGAAGUUGUGCCAAUACCUGGACAGCAGCAACGUGCAGCAGGAGUGUGAGCACGACUUGCUGCAGGCUGCCUUGCAGUGGCUUACCCAGUACCCGGAAAGGGAGAACGAGGCUUACCGUGUUCUGGAUAACAUCCAUUUUCCCUUGAUACCCAAAAGUGAUCUCCUCCAUCGAGUCAAGCCUGCCGUCUGCUCUCUUCUUCCCAAAGAAGCAAACUGUGAGGGGUUCAUAGAGGAAGCGGUGAACUAUCAUAAUAACGUCACAGCUCAGCCAGUGCUGCAAAACAAACGGACGGCCCUGCGGACCUGCGAGGAAAGGCUCCUCUUUGUGGGUGGGGAGGUUUCCGAGCGGUGCCUGGAACUGAGCGAUGAUACCUGCUUCUUGGACACCAGAAAGGGGCAGUGGGUAGCAGAAACCCCUCUCCCAGCCAGACGAAGUCACCACUGUGUUGCAGUCUUGGGAGGCUUCAUCUUCAUAGCUGGAGGCAGCUUUUCAAGAGACAAUGGAGGGGAUGCAGCUUCCAAUCUCCUAUAUAGGUAUGAUCCCCGCUGUAACCAGUGGAUAAAGGUUGCCUCCAUGAGACAACGGCGUGUAGAUUUUUACCUGGGAGCUAUUGCUGACAUGCUGGUAGCGGUUGGUGGCAGGAAUGAAAAUGGGGCACUUUCUUCAGUUGAGACCUACAGCCCUCAGAAGGAUUCGUGGUCCUACAUAGCAGGCUUGCCAAGGUUUACCUAUGGCCAUGCUGGAACAGUCUACAAGGAAUUUGUGUACAUCUCAGGAGGACAUGAUUACCAAAUCGGCCCCUAUAGAAAAAACCUGCUGUGUUAUGAUUACCGCACAGAUGUUUGGGAAGAGAAGAGGCCAAUGAUCACUGCCCGAGGGUGGCACAGCAUGUGCACCUUACAGGACAACAUCUACUCCAUUGGUGGCAGUGAUGACAACAUAGAAACCAUGGCUCGUUUUGACAUUCUGAGUGUGGAGUCGUACAGCCCUCAAUGUAACCAGUGGACCAGAGUUGCUCCUCUCUUGCAAGCAAACAGUGAGUCAGGGGUGGCAGUUUGGGAAGGCAAGAUUUAUAUCCUUGGAGGCUACAGCUGGGAAGAAACGGUCUUCUCCAAAACAGUCCAGGUUUAUGACAAGGAGAAAAAUAAGUGGUACAAAGGAACUGACUUACCAAAAGCAAUUGCUGGUGUGUCUGCAUGUGUCUGUGCAUUGAAACCCAAAACAGAGGACAAAAAGAAAAAGACAAAAACAAAAAAACAUCAAGAUCGAGGAAGAUGACUACUUCUGGUUAACCACCUUUUGAUGGUGGACUCCAAAAGGACUUUGUAUUUAAUCAUUUCUAUCUAACCUUGAUUUUUUUUUUUUUUUUCCCUUUAUACACGAGGGGGAAAGGCAUUUUCUGAAGCCUCAUAAAAUGUACAGCUGAAUGUGGUUUUUGGAUUAAGCUCAUGUUUAAGGUGAAAACAACAAAAGAAACCGGAAAAACCUUCCUACUGUAUAAAAGGUGAUAUGGCAAGAGAGGAUAUGCUGCUCUUCUGAAUGUUAAGGCUUAGUCAUUUACUUCUGUGGUUUAUGGCAUUUCCACAUAGUAUUAUAUUGACAUAAAAUAAGGUUGAACCUGUGGCUGAGAUGUCAAGGGGAAGGAGGCAGAGUAGUAAGUGUCUGCUUUGAAGUUACAGAGCAGUUCAAAGUUGUUCAGAAGCAACUGUUAAGAAAAGCCGAAGCAGAUCUUCAAUGUAUAUCUUGAAUUUUUAUAACGCUAAAUUUCAUUCACAAUACAUUCUUGAGUUGUUAGUAUCAGAUUUCUGGAACACAUGGGUGUUCAAAGAGAGUAUUGCUGUUGGUGAAUGCAGGUCAAAUCGGUUUGAAGAGCAAAUAACUCCACUGUACUCUUAAGAUUAAGAAGACCUUACUAAAGAAUAGAUAGGAUUGACUUGGGGUUGGAUCGAUAGCACUGUGAACUUUGAAAUCUGGGUUGUUUCCUUUGUUGUGGCAUUUCCCAUAUAAGCACAAUAGCAAGUUUUUCUUGGGCUUUAAAACACAUCCCAAAAUAAGGAAAAAAUCUAUUGAAGAACUUCAGUAUUUGAGGAUUUGAGUGGAAACCUUACAGCUUGCCUUGGACUUCAAAGCAGAUGGAACUGAUAGAGCUCACUGCAAGUUUGGGGUUUGUUGAGUAGGAUAAAGGUGGGGAGAGGUGGCAGGAGGAUCCUUCAGGUGAAGUUCAAACAAGAUGUCCCUCCCCUGUCCUACCAGGCUGUAGAAGCUGCAAUCCACUUCAUUUAACUUAAGCCUCACAGUGGUCACAGCCAGUAGUCGGUGUGAGCAGGAGCCCAUACUGAACUUGUUUGCUGUCAAAAAGCUUAUUAACCCAGAGUGGUUAAUUGUGGUUCAGUAAUCUUGGAAAAUGGCAACUCAUUUUUUUUUUUUUUUUUACCUGAGGUAAUAGCUCACACUUUCCUUUUUUUUCAAGUUGAAAUGUCUUUGUGGAAGUAGCUUUUUCUGAUGGAUUUGUCAGGGACUUGAAGCCACAGCUUAUCAUGCAUGUAACCAAACACCUUCCCCAGUGGGACAGAAGAAACCCAACAUACAUUAAGGGCUGUGUUUGGGAUCCACACCCUGGGACUGAACUGAAACCCAUCCGUUGGAUCCUCUGUGUCACGCUGUCGUCUGCAUACCAAGCAAAGAGAUUUCUGACCCAAGUGUUAGUCCACCCUCUACAAACACAGCUGAUUCUGCUGCAGAUAUUAAAAUUCCCCGACUGUCUGGCCAGCUUUCAGGCAUUCACCCUGGGGCAUUUUACAAAUGCACCUCUGAUUUGCAAGAAGACAGUCACCAGCAAUCUGAUACAAGCUCUCAUUACUGUAAUAAUGCCAGGCCACAGAUUAAUAUUCCUCCUUCCCAAAAUAAAUUUUUAGGAAGUUUUUAAAAACAACUUUUGUACUUUUUUAUAACACGUUUUGCUAACUCAGUCUCGUUUGCCAUAUAUGAUAUUAUUUACUGUAUAAGUUACUGCUCUGCAAUUGUGACCCUGUUGUUGCCACAAGGAACUCAUCAUUUAGUAGAUCUUUUAGUCUUUGUGUAGUUGGUCGAGAUGCGGUGCAGCUGUUGGAGCAGCAUUGAUGACAUUCUCAGCAUUGUCAGGCUGUCAGCUACAGUUGUGACUAUUGUACAGCCGCUUCCCCAAGAGCCCAGCUCGGCAGACCAGCUAAAAAACAUUCUUUAUUUUCAGCUAUUGGUGAUCUGCUGAGGGGAUUUCAAGGGCUUUGGUUUAAAGUUUUGCUGGGAGCUGCCAAUUGUUGCUGUUAUUUCUUCCUUGGUCCUCCUUUCACAUCUCCCUUAUGCACUGUAACCAUAUAUUUAAUAUUUGCCUUUUUUUUUUCUCCAUCUGGUGUACAUAAAGGUGAUAUCCUGCUACCCCUCCCUGCCUUUUUUUCCCAACUAUUUACCUCAAUAAUUGGAAAACACUAAGAGAACAUUUUUGCACUUAAUUUCAUUUGAAGCUCUUGUAAGCUAAAGAAGUCUUUGAUAUAUUACAAGACCAUAUUUGUAUGGAAAGAGGUACCUCUGAAUAAAUUUCUGGAGUGCAAGGAAGUUACAGGUUUCUUCUUCAGUGCUGAGAAAGGGUUUAAGAAAACUAGUUGAAAUUACAUUUGUGAAACUUCUCGAGGUUUUUUUGGUCUUUUAAAAAAAAAAAUUCUCAGGAGCUCAGGAGUUAGUAUUUCAUUUGCAUUAAUGGAUUUGAUUUCAGACCUUUGUACACUGCAUGAGGUAAUGCUCUUUCUUUUUUUUUAUCUUAGAAAUAGAUAAAUUGAAAAAAACCAAACAUUUUGGUUAUGACAAACACACUAUUGAGUUGUUAGGGGGUUUUUUUAUAUCUCAAAUCCUUGCUAUGUUGACUGACCGCUUCACUUCGGGGGACAUUUUCAUGUGUAAGUAUAGAACAAAAUUUUCAAAGACUUGCUUUGUUUCUGUUAAUGGGUUGCUUGUUACUAUAUCCCCCUUUUUAUGUGUUUAUGUAUUACACUAAUGUCUGGAAACAAUAAAUCCAGUUUAGACUAUUGUAUUCAUUACA